AUGUCGUCAAUUGCGGCAUUUGCACGAGCAGUGGAGGCAUCAGAUCAAUCUGAUGCAGUUGCGCGAUCGGCCUGGGAACAGAGUGGAGAGAUCGCCGAUCGACAGCGAUCAUUCCUAUCAAGAGAACAUUCAGUGCACGAGAAAGCCCUGCAGCGGCGUAUUCUCACAGCAUCAACAUCCUCCUCGUCAGAACUCCCAACACCAUAUGAUACCCUCUCCUAUGACUUCGCCAACUCAACCAGCUGCAUAAACUUCUACAAGAAGUGGCGUGCAAACUCCACAAUCACUGACUGUCACGCCGUCUCCCUCCUCCUCGCAAACUCCAAUUCCUUCUUCCACACCUUGACCUCAGCCGCCGCUACAUCCCGCGUUCUCGAUGCUUCCUGCUCCCAGGAUGUAUCCCAAUGCUCUGCAAUCAUGACCUCCCUCGCGGCCGACCUUCUCAGCAGCGAUAAUUGCGCGGAGGACUAUGGCAAUGGAAAUUCGGUCGUGACGGGCACCUACAAAGACUUGGUUGCUUAUGAGCCUAUGUACCGUGCUACUUGUUUAACUAGCCCGUCGACACAGGAUUACUGUUUUGUGGAUGCUGCGACGAAUUCGUCCGCGCCCGAUGAUUAUAAUGUUUACUUUAUGCCCAUUGGGAGUGCGUUGAGUGUCGGUGCAGAACCCACUUGCAGUCAGUGUUUGCAGGCGACCAUGGAUGUCUUUGCUAUUUGGGCGAAGAAAAAUGGUCAGUCGCUUGAUACUACUUACCUUCCUUCUGCGAGGAUUAUCAACUCUCAUUGUGGCUCUGGAUUUGCCAGUACCAAUGUUACUGUUGGUUCGAAUGUUAUAUCCGGUGCUGGUUCUACUGCUUCGCUACCAGGUCUUUGGUCUAUAGCCGUGAUUGGAUUUGGACUUGCCAUUUUGACUAAUAUGGUUUGA
This is a messenger RNA of Penicillium nucicola, 924 nucleotides long. RefSeq lists its product as uncharacterized. The record is from RefSeq and is a predicted model, not a curated record. The coding region runs from base 1 to 924 and encodes 307 amino acids. NCBI's taxonomy places the organism in Eukaryota, Fungi, Ascomycota, Eurotiomycetes, Eurotiales, Aspergillaceae. The transcript has a single exon.